AUACAUUGUUUUGAUCAGAGACAUUUUUUCUUUUGACGUAGCAAUAGUGCUCUGAUACAUUCAGGUUUUACAUUUAAAAGAGGCUUGUUGUAUUGGUGAUAAUACAUAAAUCAAUCAUUUACCUGAUUACCUGUGUAAUCACAUGACCAAAUAAGCGACAAAUUAAACCAGAGAGUGUUUACCUGUGGCAGUGGCACGAAAAAGGAAAUAAGUUGAAAUCAAAAUUUUACUGAAUUCAAUUAGCCCGAAAUGUUAAUCAGAAUGACAAAUGUGUUAUCUGCAGUGGUUCUUUCUUCAAUAUUUUGCUCAGUUUAUGCUGCAAGACCAGAAAUAGUGGAUGAUAUUUUACCAGAGGUUAAAAAACAAGGUCAAACAGCAUAUCUGAAUUGUUCUGUUAUAAAUUUACAGUCUCCAGCACAGUUGCAAUGGCUAAAACAGACCACACCAACUGGUGAACCAAAACACAUUUCCUCAAAUGAAACUGUUCUUAUUGAUGAAGUUGUUGAAGGACAAAGGAAAUAUGAUGUGGUGAAAUACGGAUCAAACGAUAGCGACAUAUACCAACUGAUUGUUGGAUCAUUAACGGAGACUGAUGCAGGGAAUUAUACAUGUCAGAUCUAUCUUCCAAAUCAGAAUUCCACGGAAUGGCCUCGGGAGUCUGGGAGUUUAACUGUGCAAAUUCCUCCUACUAUAAAAGCUGGACAUCCUGCCGAUAUAACCGUACAGGAAGGACAAAAUGUCACACUGGUUUGUGAAGCUAAUGGAAAUCCUGCCCCAAAUAUAACAUGGAGAAGAGGAGAUGGAUUCCCACUGCCUAAUGGUGGAUUCCAACAAAGGGGUGGUACCUACGACAUAAACCAAAUCCAGGCUACAGAUCGUGGACAGUUUAUUUGCAUCGCUGAUAACAAUGUUAAACCACCAGCAUCCUUCACAGUACAGCUUGAAGUCAGAUUCGCUCCUUACUGUACACCUGUCCAGGAUACCGUGGGUCAAGCACAGAAUUUGAGGUUUCAUGCAAAAUUGGAGUGCUUGGUAGCAGCUAAUCCUAGAGCAGAAGUUGUAUGGUACAAAGAAAACAAAGCAACACAAGAAAAAGAACAAAUUCAGGACAAUGACAAAUACAAAUUAGAACAACAAGAUGAUCAGAGAUUGAAAGCUGAUGAAAAAUGGUACACACUUGAAAUAAAAAAUGUACAAGGAAAUGAUUAUGGAGAUUAUUAUUGUACAGGCAAAAACAAAUAUGGAGAAGGUCAAGCUCAAUUUCAACUUUUUGAAACUAUGGAAUGUCAAGGACCGAACUGUCCAUCUGUCGCAGCCGGGAAGGCGCCAUCUACCUAUAAAGUUUCCAUGGUUGUAUUUAUGAUUGGACUCAUCACUAGCUUCAGUAUCAAUAAGUGCUUACAAAGAUGAAAUUUCUGUCAAUAAACAUUUCAUGUAAAACUGAAGCAAAAAACAAGCAUAAUACUUGCAUUAAUACAAAAUGUAGACAAGGCAAUAAACCUAUCUUGUUAAUAAUAACAUUGAAAUUUAUUUACAACACA
Molecule: messenger RNA, 1541 nt
Organism: Mytilus trossulus (common blue mussel)
Lineage: Eukaryota; Metazoa; Mollusca; Bivalvia; Mytilida; Mytilidae
Product: lachesin-like
Exons: 7
Coding region: 250-1410 (386 amino acids)
Cellular component (GO): neuron projection
Source: RefSeq, a predicted model, not a curated record